Cadophora gregata is the source of this 507-nucleotide messenger RNA. RefSeq lists its product as uncharacterized. The transcript is spliced from 3 exons. The record is from RefSeq and is a predicted model, not a curated record. Bases 1 to 507 code for a protein of 168 amino acids. NCBI's taxonomy places the organism in Eukaryota, Fungi, Ascomycota, Leotiomycetes, Helotiales, Ploettnerulaceae.
AUGCCAGCCGUCAAGGGUCAGUGGACCAGUGAGGAGAACUACUCCUUGCUCUUCCAGAUGGUCCAGCAACUCAUGGGAGAAGGCAAGAACCCGGUGAAGUUCGACAAGAUAAACAUCCCCGGUCGCACUCCGAGAGCUUCAAAGGAGCACUACGCUCAGUUGAAGAACGAAGUCCAGAACCUUAACAUCCAACAACAAGGUGCCGCCAGCACUCCUCAAGCUCGCACUCCACGUGGAUCUGCUGUCAAGAAGGUCAAAGCUGAGGAAAAGUCAACUACCAAGAUGGCUACUCCUUCGAAGAGAAAGACCGGUGAUGAUAGUGGCAUGAUGGAUACGACCCCCAGCAAUCCCAAGCGCAGAAAAUCCCCGGUCAAGAAGGAAGUCGUCAAGGAGGAAGAUGUAGAGGCUGAGGACUCGGAGGACAUGCCCGUUCUUCACGACAGCAGUGGUGGUGAUGCUGAAUCUGAUUCAGCUGAAUCCUAUCAUAGUUACGAUUACUAUACCUAA